AUGUCUGCCAUUAAACAAUGGAAGAAACCUAAAGAUGGUUGGUUGAAAGCUAAUUUUGAUGCGGCAAUAGAUGAGCAAAAUUGUGUUGUGGGACUGGGGAUUAUCAUCAGAAACAGUAAAGGGGAGGUCAUGGCUGCAUAUAGUGAACCACAGAGAAUGAAAGCCAAAGCAGUGUUAGUUGAAGCCAUUGCCCUGAGAAGAACAAUUGAAGUCUGUAAAGAGAUGGGUUUUAAUAAAGUGGUUUUUGAAGGUGAUACACUUGUAAUGAUUAAUGCUUUGAAAGAGAAUGUGGUUUGCUGGACAUGGUAUGGGCAAGUUGUGGAAGAAGUGAAGAGUAGCUUGAAAGAGUUGCUGCACUGGAAGAUUCAAUUUGUUCGAAGAGAUGGCAAUAUGAUUGCUCAUAAGUUGGCAAAGUUUGCCUUAAAUAUAGGAAAUUUAACAUGUUGGAUAGAAGAAUGUCCAGUUUUUAUCUCAAGUUUGGUUGCUUUUGAUAUGGCUUGUAAUGACUGA
This is a messenger RNA of Juglans regia (Persian walnut), 510 nucleotides long. RefSeq lists its product as uncharacterized. Lineage: Eukaryota; Viridiplantae; Streptophyta; Magnoliopsida; Fagales; Juglandaceae. The transcript has a single exon. Gene Ontology annotation, molecular function: RNA-DNA hybrid ribonuclease activity; nucleic acid binding. The coding region runs from base 1 to 510 and encodes 169 amino acids. The record is from RefSeq and is a predicted model, not a curated record.